Sardina pilchardus (European sardine) is the source of this 2150-nucleotide messenger RNA. RefSeq names its product collagen, type IX, alpha 3 (gene col9a3). Lineage: Eukaryota; Metazoa; Chordata; Actinopteri; Clupeiformes; Clupeidae. The record is from RefSeq and is a predicted model, not a curated record. The coding region runs from base 95 to 2131 and encodes 678 amino acids. The transcript is spliced from 32 exons.
GCGGUCCCGUCACAAAAAGCCGGGGGGGACAGAUUGCGAAUAGGACGGGCCGACUUUUUCACCAUAAAUCGGAGCUGAGGGGAGGACGGGAGCCAUGGCUAUGUUCUCAGCUCUGGGAUUGUUUUUACUAUGCCAGCUUUUGACAUCAUCCCUUGCCCAGAGACCUGGACCCCGAGGGCCAGGAGGACCCCCAGGGCCUCCAGGAGUCCCAGGGAAAGACGGCAUAGACGGCAAACCUGGUCCAGCUGGGCUUGCUGGAAAGCCUGGGCCUAAAGGUCAACCUGGAAAGCCAGGGACAGCUGGAAGCCCUGGACUGCCUGGCCUGCCUGGAGUGGAUGGAUUGACUGGAGCUGAUGGCCUUGCUGGCAUAGAUGGACCUCCUGGAGUAGUAGGGGAAGCCGGACCUCCAGGACCAGCUGGACCACCUGGCAGGGGGAGAUCAGGAGCCCCAGGACCACCAGGAGCUAAUGGAUUGCUAGGCGGAGUAGGACCACAAGGGCCAGCAGGACCUGAGGGUCUGCCAGGACUUCCCGGCGCACCUGGGCUUGAUGGACCCCCAGGUCUUCCAGGGGCUCUUCCCGAUGGUAGCGGUGAUCUUUUGUGUCCAGCCAUUUGUCCCCCUGGCCCAUCUGGUCCUCCCGGAAUGCCAGGGUUCAAGGGCCACACCGGUCACAAGGGAGACAAGGGAGAGCUUGGAAAAGACGGAGAGAAGGGUGAUUCCGGCCCUCCUGGUCCUCCAGGUAUUCCAGGCACAGUGGGUCUCCAGGGUCCAAGAGGUCUGAGGGGACUGCAGGGCGCGGUGGGGGCCGUUGGAGACAGGGGAUAUCCUGGCUUCAGAGGCAAACAUGGCCCUCCUGGAAUCAUCGGGAAAACAGGAGAUCCCGGUGAGAGAGGACCAGAGGGUUUCAAAGGACCGAAAGGAGAGAUUGGUAAAAUUGGGCCUAAGGGAGUUCCAGGGCCAGCAGGACCCAAGGGGGAGCCUGGCAUUCCCGGCAGAGAUGGCAAGGACGGCACACAGGGAUUAGAUGGAGAGAAGGGAGAUGCCGGAAGACAUGGGGUGCCUGGUGAGAAAGGCCCCAACGGCCUGCCUGGUUUACAAGGAAGGGCUGGAACAAAGGGAGCCAAAGGAGGAGUUGGUGUCUCCGGAGAGAUGGGAGAAGCAGGACCCUCUGGAGAGCCAGGUAUUCCUGGUGACAUUGGAGUUCCAGGAGAGAGGGGAGAGGCUGGACCCAGAGGUGUGGUGGGUGGCCUUGGACCAGUGGGAAAUGUGGGACCUGAAGGAUCAAAAGGAUACCAGGGUGUUAAAGGAGCCCUUGGAGACCCUGGCCUUCCAGGGCCAACAGGAAUCAGAGGAGGAUUUGGUGAGCGGGGUCCUGUGGGAGCAUCUGGCCCUAAAGGAGAUAUGGGUGUGGCCGGAAGUGAUGGUUUGCCAGGAGAAAAUGGCGAGCCUGGUCCAUUUGGCCCGGUUGGACAAAAAGGAGAGUCUGGGAAGCGUGGUGAGCUGGGGCCGAAGGGCGUGACUGGACCCCAGGGGGAGAUGGGCGCCAGAGGACCUCCGGGAAAGACUGGCCUGAUGGGACUGCAGGGAGAGCAGGGUCUGAGUGGCAUCGCUGGAAAGUCAGGCGUGCCCGGAAAGCUGGCCAGUGAGCAGCACAUCAGAGAGCUCUGUGGAUCAAUGAUUGAUGAUCAGAUUGCGCAGUUGGCUGCCAACCUGAGGAGGCCACUUGCACCAGGAGCAGUGGGCCGCCCCGGCCCAGCCGGUCUCCCAGGAAAACCAGGAGAGGUUGGAUCCGUAGGACACCCAGGCGCCCGUGGAGCCCCAGGAUACAGAGGCCUUCCCGGAGAGCUGGGCGACCCCGGCCCCAGAGGUUCUGUUGGAGAGCAAGGAGACAAGGGAACAAUUGGCAAGGCAAUUGAUGGGCCACCUGGUGACCAAGGAGAGGAAGGUUUGCCAGGAGUGCAUGGAAUUGUUAAAGAUGGCCGCGAUGGCGCCCCUGGAGACCCGGGAGAGCCAGGAGAACCAGGCCGAACGGGCCGCACCGGACACCAGGGCCCACCCGGCAUCUGUGACACGUCCGCCUGCCAUGGGGCAUCCGUGGCCGGGAAGAGCCACAAUACCAAGAACCAUUAGACAAAUACUCGACCUCACC